Molecule: messenger RNA, 3362 nt
Organism: Sycon ciliatum
Lineage: Eukaryota; Metazoa; Porifera; Calcarea; Leucosolenida; Sycettidae
Exons: 16
Coding region: 462-2807 (781 amino acids)
Source: RefSeq, a predicted model, not a curated record
UACCGGGUGUUAUUAGCGGCCGUCGUGAGUUCCCUUCGGGAACGGACACGAUAAUUUACUCUUUUUUUUACUGUGACUCAUUUGCGUAGAUCUACUGGGUGUGACCAACUUGUCCAAGAGUAAAUGGGAGCGUAUGCAGUCUUGCUGCAACGAUACGUGUUACUUUACUUGACGGCAGCCUGGCCCGUAGUUCGUAACGAACAGAUUGAACCUACGUGUACGCGUGUGUGACUGAGCGCUGCGGCGUGAUCCUGAACAAAUGACUUGCCUUUGCUCCAUAUGGCCAUGGGGGAGUGAUCAUGCCGAUGGGCGCGCGGGAGCGAGCACCAGCGGAGAAUGAUUAAUUGGAUAACGUCUUGUAGAGGUCCAUUCGUUGCUCUGUAUCCACUGGACCUUGCGAAAAGUUGCAAUCGUCACUUGAGGGUGCGGAUGAUAUUUUCUCCAAAACAAUCCGUCAUUGUAUGAAUGGGCUUGUGGCAAUGCCACUGGCAAGGACAAGGACUGGCGGUGACGACCGCACACAUACCACCGCACUGCCCCUAGACGGAAUAUCCUUGAACUCGUGGUCGUUUUCGAGCUGCGGACACGUUCUGCUCUGGCGAGUAGUGGCUUUGUGGCUCGCUGUCCUCAUUAUCGUGCUCGACGGAGUGAACUGUGUGGAAGACUGCUCGCAGAUCCAGUGUCUAAACGGUGCAAGCUGUGAGCCAGGUCCACCGUCUAAAUGUGUGUGUCUUCCGAACUUUUCCGGACAGCUAUGCGAGUUUGAAUCACUGUGCAUAGAAGUACCACCACCCAUCCGCGGAACAGUGCUGUACACGACAGCACCGCGAUACACUAACUUCUCCGUCUCUGCAGCCCAGUACACGGUGGGCACUGUAGCUCAGUAUCAGUGUCAGGAAGGUUUCAAAACCACCGCGUUUGACCUGAUCAGUACUUGCCGGAGUAGCGGAUUGUGGGACCCGCCACCGCCCACCGAAUGUCAAUUCACUUGCAAUGCCACUAGUUGCCCGUCGGUCGAGGACACGAACCGUCGCUUCACGCAAUGCUGUGCGCUGGAUGACCGGCCUGUGGGAUGCUGCCGGAACGUCACGAAAAUCCUGCUUGAGGACCGCUUUCACAGCAUUACCGGAAACUGCCGCUUUGCUCUGCAACGAUCCCUGGUGCCGUGUGAACGUGAGCUAGCCAGCUGCUACGAAUCCCUGGCGACGUACAACUACAGCUGUCCAGAUCUGCAUGGGUGCAAGUCGCGCAUCGAUAACCCGGAGAAUAUCUCCAGUGCCUUGACCUGUGAGCCGGUUGCCGGUCCUGGAGCAGAGCUGUGUCAGAGCAACUGCAACGGUUUCUACUGCUUGCAGCGCGAGCACUACUGCCUGCCAAAGUCGUGCGUCAGCUCACAGGCCCUGGCGCAGAUUGCACUCAGCGAAACACGCAUGAACUGUGACCUGGAGAAGAUAUUUCUGGGAGUGAGAACGUGCAGUGGAACGCUAGUCAGUGUCAAGUGCUAUGGCGGUGGUCAAGGGUCAGCAAGUACACUGAUAGGCAACUGCACAUCAGCAACAUGUCCGACCAGUACGAACCCUGAGCGAUCUGUGUGCUGCAUGCUGCAAGGACAACCAGUCAGCUGCUGCACAACUGGCAUCUCGCAGCUGUUGACAAAUCGUUUCCGUUACAUCUCCGGCCAGUGUGCAGCCGACUUGGGACGCCAGUUGCAACCCUGCGCUCAUCGGCUGGUGCAGUGCCUGAACGACCCCAUCAGCUUCAACUUUACUUGCCCAGAUAGUCAUGGCUGUCUUGUCAGUGAAGAGACACCAUCACAUUGCGAGAAAUUUGUAGGUGCCGGUUCGCAGUGGUGUACCUCAAAGCGUUGCAGCGCCAUUGGCUGUGUGACAACGUCCUUCUGCAUGUCCAAGGCCUGCAAUGUUCUGGAACAACGCUACAGGAUGGCCCAGUCCGACGCCCUGCUCAAGUGCGACAGCGAUAUAACCUUCUCAAGAAAACACUGCUUUUAUGCGAAUAGCACAAUAGAAUGCAGUGGUGAUAAUGUUCAAGUACAGGCAUCUACAACAGAUGGUUGCACUGACGUCCUUGCAGAUGAUCCAGAUGCAUUUUGCACAAAUGUAAAUGGGUCACCGGAGUGCUGCAAGAUUGGCAGUGUGUCGCUCGGAUGUUGUUCAGAAAGAACUAAGUCCACUGUGCAGCGCCUACGCACCUUAGUGGAGUCAGCGACAUGCAACCAAGCGCUGAUUGCGCUACUACGCCCCUCCGGCGAGGAUUUUGUCACCAGUCUUCAGUCAGGACUACUUGGCAGUGCACUGCUGUCGGCAGUUCCAACUUUCGGACCGACCACUGGUGCUAACUUGACCGCAUCGCAAUGUGCUCGGCUGCUUGGGGAUAGGGCAAUGAACUGUACACUGUCCAUUGUUGAGGCGUCUUCGGCCGAGUACCAGCAGCCUGUGACAUUUUGCUUACCGCCCACCUGUGCAGACACGUCUACAUUAAUACAGGUUGGCCAGUCAGAGAUCUUCUUCAGAUGUCUUCUGCUGAGUCCGCCAUGCCCUCUCGAGCAGUGGUCACUGGUUUGUCAAGACAUUACUGGCAAUGUUACGCGACACGCCACGGAAGAAGAGACGACGGGCACACCUGACACGUCCAAUGCACACAUCGCAGUAGCAAUCGGCUGCAGCGUGGGCGGCGUAUUGCUGGUUGCACUCCUGUUCCUGCUGAUCAUCUAUGAGACGCGGCGAAGAAGCAGUGAGAGACUCGACGAUAAACUGGAACUUACAGACAAUCCUGCGCGGCACAAAUAACCAUUCGCGCAUAUUGCACUUUGUCGCUGGAUCUCGAGUCUGAACAGUUUGUAGGGGUACACAGUGAUACCGUCUGAUGAUUGAUUUCUUGACCUACCGGUAGUUUUGUUGGAGCCUCUCAAGAUCCGCUGACAGUAUAUUUUGAUCAUGUUGACAAACUACUACACAUACGUGACAAGAUCACUUCUAAGUAUAGAAAGGUGUACGAGAACACUCUCGUUGCUGUUGGAAAGGUAGAAUCUCUUUGCACUUGAAUGCUGAAGGGCAUUUAUUUAUUUCUGCUGCUAAUAUUCCACCUACUUCACUGACAUGGCCCAAGGUCUGAGAACACGUAUAAAACUGUAAAUUAUGAUAGAAUUAUAUGCAUAGAUGCUAGCUGUCCCCCCCCCCCCCCCUCAUAAAGUAUAACCGAAUGACUAUAAUAGCGCAGGUUUGGACAUUUUGAAUUUUUCUCUCACCAGUAAUGGCAUCAUGGCUACUUGUGUAGAAUACGUCACACCUAUUUCACUCGAAGUAAGUUAAUUAAUAAAAACUCGGUUGUUGAGCCAAUAGUAA